GGCGCGUGCUCUUCCGGCAGUGUUCGGGGCCUCCGCCUCCCGGGUUCUGUAUGGGUCACCUCUUCCUCCGCAGCCUCCUCUUCCUGGCGCUUCCGUCCACACCGCUGCGGCCCUCUCGACGGCUGGGCCUCCAACCCGCCCCAUCCCCCAAACGGCCCCGCGCUGAGUCCAUGGCGCCGGCCCGUCCCCGCAUCGGGACCCAUAAUGGCACCUUCCACUGCGACGAGGCGCUGGCGUGCGCGCUGCUGAGGCUGCUGCCCGAGUACCGGGAGGCCGAGAUUCUGCGCACCCGAGACCCGGCGCUGCUGGCCACCUGCGACGUGGUGGUGGACGUGGGCGGCGAGUACGACCCUCAAAGACACCGCUAUGACCAUCACCAGAGGUCUUUCCGCGAGUCCAUGAGUUCCCUGCGGCCCGGCAAGCCUUGGCAGACGAAGCUGAGCAGCGCGGGCCUGGUCUACCUGCACUUCGGCCAGAGACUCCUGGCCCAGCUGCUGGGCACCACCAUCGAUGACCGCACCGUGGAGACCGUCUAUGACAAGAUGUACGAGUAUUUUGUGGAGGAGGUUGAUGCCAUAGACAAUGGGAUUUCUCAGUGGGAAGGAGGAAAGCCUCGCUAUGCACUGACCACCACUCUGAGCGCUCGGGUGGCGCGGCUGAACCCCACCUGGAACCAGCCGAAUCAGGACACAGAGGCUGGCUUUCACCGGGCCAUGGAGCUAGUACGUGAGGAGUUCCUCCAGAGGCUAGAGUUCUAUAAACAAAGCUGGCUUCCUGCCCGGGCGCUUGUGGAAGAGGCCCUGGCCACUCGAUUCCAGGUGGACUCAAGUGGAGAGAUUAUAGAGCUGUCUCAAGGUGGAUGUCCCUGGAAGGACCAUUUGUUUGAUCUGGAGUCUGGGCUGACGCCCGUAGUGCCCAUUGCCUUCGUGCUCUACCCUGACCAGAACGGUCAGUGGCGGGUUCAGUGUGUGCCGAAAGAGCUUCACUCCUUUGAGAGCAGGCUGCCCCUGCCUGAGCAAUGGCAGGGUCUCCGAGACGAGGCCCUGGACCAGAUUAGCGGCAUCCCUGGCUGUAUCUUCGUCCAUGCCAACGGCUUCAUUGGUGGGCACCGCACCAGAGAAGGUGCCCUGAGUAUGGCCCGGGCCACCCUGACCCAGCACCAAACCCCUCUGCCUCCUAACACAUCGCAAUAAAAUUCUGUGCAGGUGCCCAA
This is a messenger RNA of Gracilinanus agilis (Agile Gracile Mouse Opossum), 1213 nucleotides long. It is a transcript of the gene MYG1, whose product is annotated as MYG1 exonuclease. Gene Ontology annotation, cellular component: nucleus; cytoplasm. The transcript has 7 exons. Lineage: Eukaryota; Metazoa; Chordata; Mammalia; Didelphimorphia; Didelphidae. Bases 51 to 1193 code for a protein of 380 amino acids. The record is from RefSeq and is a predicted model, not a curated record.